AUGACAAUCGCUCCAGACUGGAGAUCAAUAGCGAAGGCUACUCAGGAAAGCAUUCUCAAGAAAAUCCCAAAAGAAUGGUGUCUAGUGGAAGGGAAUGCGGCACCGGAGAAACAAGACGUGUCCAAGAUUCCGGAGAGCUGUGAUAUUCUCUCGCUGAAGGAGCGCGACAUAACCGGAAGUGUUGAUGCCACCUUCAUUCUCAAGAAGAUACAUAGCAGACAAUGGACGGCCGAAGAAGUCAUGGUGGCAUUCUGCAAACGAGCCGCAAUCGCACAUCAACUAACAAACUGCCUCACAGAGAUUUGCUUUGAGGAAGCUAUCACUCAGGCCAAGGUAUUAGAUGCCGAGCUGCAAAGGACCGGUAAACUUGCUGGACCGCUGCAUGGCCUUCCCAUUAGCCUGAAGGAUCACAUCAAUGUUGCCGGGCUCAGAUCGACUAUGGGGUACUGUUGUCUGGCAGAGAAUCGCCCAGAAGAGGAUGCUGUUAUUACCAAGGUCCUCAAAGCUGCAGGAGGCAUCAUCUUUGUCAAGACGACCAUGCCGGUCACAGGAAUGGUCACAGAGACAACAAGCAACCUAUUCGGGCGGACCACUCUGGGCCACAACCGUCUGUUGACUCCCGGCGGCAGCUCUGGAGGCGAAGGAGCCCUGAUCGGACUGCGAGGCUCGCCUAUGGGAUGGGGGACCGACGUAGGAGGGUCGAUUCGCGUGCCCGCUGCAUUCAGUGGUAUCUAUGGCUUUAAGCCGUCCUCCCGACGGUUGAGUGUCGACGGCUUGAGCGCGAACGUCCGAGGGGCAAUUUCAAUUCCCGGGGUAAUCGGUCCCAUGUCGCUUUCCAUCCGCGACCUUGAGCUGGUCUGCAAAGUUCUCACGGAUGCCGAGCCGUGGCUGGAAGAUCCUAAUGUUUCUAUGAAAGAAUGGAAGCCGCGGCCCAAGAUUGAACGAUCGUUGAGGAUCGGAGUCAUGGCGUUCGAUGGCGUCGUCAUGCCGCAUCCGCCCAUUCUCCGAGCGAUCAAGACCGCUGCCAAUCAACUUCAUUUGGCGGGACAUGACGUUAUCGACUUUGAACCAUUCGAGAGCCUGAAGGCUUGGGAGAUUGCAUUUCCAAUCUACUAUGCUACCGGAGGCAAAGAGAUGAGGGACCUCAUAGAGGCGUCCGGAGAGCCAUGGCCACCCGCGGCAGGAAAAAUCAGUAACAGUCCUGCUGUUCGGGAUCGAAAGCUGACUGUGAAAGAACUUUACGAGCUCAAUGCAGCUCGGGACCAGUACAAGAAGGGCUACCUUCAGCACUGGAAGAAAACGGCAACCCAGACCAAGACCGGUAAACCAAUCGAUGUCCUCUUGUGUCCAACUGCUGCGUCCGCCAGUUUUCCCCAUGACUUUGUGCCCUGGUGGGGAUAUUCCAGUCAGUACAACAUGCUGGACAUGCCCGGCGUUGUCAUCCCGGUUGGCAAGGUCGACAAGACAGUGGAUGUCGAAGACAAGAAAUACUCUCCCAUAAACGAACGGGACCAAGAGAAUUAUGACAUGUACGACCCCGAACUCUGGGAUGGUGCUCCACUAGGUGUUCAGAUAGUCGGGAGGAACUUUGAUGACGAGUUUGUGCUUGCUUGUGCCAGCAUUAUUGAUGAGGUGUUGAACGGCAGGGAUCAUUCCUCAUAG
Molecule: messenger RNA, 1662 nt
Organism: Fonsecaea erecta
Lineage: Eukaryota; Fungi; Ascomycota; Eurotiomycetes; Chaetothyriales; Herpotrichiellaceae
Exons: 9
Coding region: 1-1662 (553 amino acids)
Source: RefSeq, a predicted model, not a curated record